AUGCAGGUAGAUCUAAUAAGAGGGCCAUUAUCCAAUGAAGAAAAACAGUGGCGACGCACUCACAACUUAUGCCUGUAUUGUGGUAGUGCAGGGCAUUAUGCCAUCAAUUGCCCUAACAAGUCUAAAAGAACAAUAGCUAUGACUGCUGAGGGUGCACAGAUUCAACACCAAUCCCAGAUUUCAGACCAACUGGAUUCUGUCACACAACCCUUGUUUUCUCUGGCUCAGGGUGAAGAAGGUAUGAUGACUCAACAUCCUCAUUUGGUGGUGCCUAUCACUUUGCAAUAUGGUAAUAAUAAAAUUUCAACUACAGCUAUGAUAGAUUCCGGAGCAGGCGGAAACUUUAUGGACAUUAAAUUUGCAGCAGGAAAUAAAAUUCAGUCUAUCCCUAAAUCUUCACCUGUGUUAAUGGAAACAGUAGACGGUUCUCCACUUACGUCAGGCCCGGUUACACAUGAGACUGUGCCCUUAAAAUUGAUUCUGGAAGUGAAUCACCAUGAGUCUAUAUCUUUCCACCUAAUUUCCUCAACACAGUUUCCAGUGAUUUUGGGUAUACCCUGGCUUGCUCUGCAUAACCCACAGAUUGAUUGGAAGACUAGAACUUUGUCCUUUCCUUCAGAACACUGCUUAAUGAAUUGUCAACCCUCUAAGGCGACACCUGUUACCACAACAAUUAAUGAAAUGGUUGCUACAAACUUAACCAAGCUUCCGCUACAAUAUCGGGAUUUUGCAGAUGUCUGUGAUAAGAAGAAUGCUGAUCAGCUUCCACCUCAUAGGCCUUAUGAUUGCCCCAUAGAGCUGCUACCUGGAGCUGCUAUCCCAUUUGGCCGUAUAUACUCCCUUUCUGAGCCUGAAUUGAAAGCACUUCGUGAAUACAUACAAGAAAAUCUUGCCAAAGGCUUUAUUCGACCAUCCACUUCUCCAGCAGGAGCUCCUAUAUUCUUUGUAGAAAAGAAAGAUGGCAGUCUACGGCCAUGUGUCGAUUACAGGGACAUUAAUAAAAUCACUGUUAAAAACCGUUAUCCCUUGCCUCUCAUUCCUGAACUUCUGGAGAGACUUCGUUCAGCUAAAAUAUUUACGAAGCUUGAUCUACGGGGGGCAUAUAAUCUGGUUCGCAUAAGACCAAAUGAUGAAUGGAAAACAGCUUUCAGAACCAGGUACGGACAUUACGAAUAUCUAGUAAUGCCAUUUGGGCUUUGUAAUGCCCCUGCAACUUUUCAGCAUCUAAUCAAUGAUGUACUACGGGAUCUCCUGGAUCAGUUUGUUGUGGCAUAUUUGGAUGAUAUCCUGAUAUUUUCUGAUAAUCUUGAAAAUCACAGAAAACAGGUCUGCAUUGUUCUUGAGCGCCUUCGUACCCACCACCUAUACAUUAAACUGGAAAAAUGUGAGUUUGAACAAACAGAAAUUCAGUUCCUGGGGUAUGUAAUAACUCCUAAAGGUUUAAGUAUGGACGCAAGUAAAAUUAAAGCUGUGCUGGACUGGCCCAUCCCCAAGAAUGAAAAAGAUAUACAGAGAUUUGUGGGGUUUGCCAAUUUUUACAGGCGUUUCAUUAAGAAUUUCUCUGCCGUUAUUACACCGAUCACUGAACUUACACGUAAAGGGACUCCUUUUCAGUGGUCCAAUAAGGCUGACACUGCAUUUUCCAGAUUAAAGACUCUGUUUACAUCUGCCCCUAUCUUGGUACAUCCUCAGCCAGAAUUGCCAUUUACUGUAGAGGUAGAUGCUUCUGAUUCAGCUGUUGGGGCUAUACUGUCUCAAAGGACUGGACCUAAGAUGUUGUUACAUCCAUGUGCCUUCUAUUCCCGCCAGAUGUUACCAGCAGAAAGAAAUUAUGACAUAGGGAAUAAAGAACUUUUGGCUAUAAAAGCUGCCUUCACCGAAUGGAGACAUCUCUUGGAGGGAGCCACCCAUCCAAUUACUGUCCUCACAGAUCACAAAAAUCUGGAAUGUAUCCAAUCCGCUAAGAGACUGUCAGCCAGACAAGCACGCUGGUCCCUAUUUUUCUCAAGGUUUAAUUUUUUUAUUUCAUACCGCCCUGGUUCCAGAAAUGGCAAGGCGGAUGCCUUGUCUAGGAUAGCUGACCCCCUCCAUACUACAGUAACCAAGGCCACCAUCUUGCCGGAGAGCAGAUUUUUAGGAGUUACCUUUCCUUCUGAUCUAAUGUCUCGCAUUAAAAAGGGCUACUCUAAAGAUCCAGUUUUUCGUGAUCCUCCUCGUGAUCUUCAUAUGACCAUGCUUAAUGGGUUUUGGAUUUUUCAACAACGUCUGUUUGUUCCAGAAUCAGUGCGACUGGACGUUUUACGCCUCUACCAUGACUCUAAACCAGCAGGUCAUCCAGGAAUCCGAAAGACACAAGAACUACUUACCCGAUCCUUUUGGUGGCCUAAAUAUUUUGAGGAUGUUAAGAAGUAUGUGUCCUCUUGUGAUGUAUGUGCCAGACAUAAGACUCCUCGCUCAUCCCCUGUUGGCUUGCUUCAGCCUCUUCCGAUUCCUCAUCGUCCCUGGGGAUCUAUAUCCAUGGACUUUAUUGUGGAACUACCUCCCUCUAAGGAACACACUACUAUUCUUGUUGUUGUGGACCGGUUAACCAAGAUGAGUCAUUUCAUACCAGCUCGUGGUCUCCCUUCAGCUAAACAGACUGCUGACCUUGUUAUUCGGGAAAUAUUUCGCUUGCAUGGAGUGCCUGAUGAAGUAAUUUCUGACAGGGGAGUGCAGUUUACAUCUCAUUUUUGGAAAUAUUUUUGUUCUAUUCUAGGUAUUAAUGUAAAUCUGUCUUCAGCUUUUCAUCCACAAAGUAAUGGACAGACUGAGCGAACCAACCAGACUUUAGAACAAUAUUUGCGGUGCUAUAUUAGUUACCUGCAGGAUGACUGGCUGGAUUUUCUACCCACGGCGGAGUUUGCCUAUAACAAUGCCCAACACUGCUCCACUUCUCUGAGCCCAUUUUUUGCCAAUUAUGGUUACCAUCCAACCUUUCUAGUGAGUCUCCCAAUUACUACUCCCAUUCCUGCAGUCACUGACCGGCUAACCGCCUUACGAGAUUCCCAAGAACUGUUGAAGGAGACUCUUUCGGAGGCUCAGGAAUGUUACAAAAGAGCUGCUGAUAGGCACAGAAAGGAGGCCCCAGUUUAUCAUGUUGGUGACAAGGUUUGGCUGUCAACAAAGAAUCUUAAGCUUAGGAUUCCUUCUCAUAAAUUGGGUCAAAAGUUCAUGGGACCUUUUAAGAUAAUCGCUCAGAUCAAUGCAGUCACCUUCCGUCUGCAACUUCCGGAUUCCAUGAAAAUACAUCCGGUGUUUCACGUGGCACUGCUUAAACCUUUUCAUGAAAAUACUUUCCCUGGUCGAGCCUUGCCUGCCCCACCACCAGUCCUCGUGGAUGGUGAAGAUGAAUACGAGGUGGAAAAAAUUCUUGACUCCAGGAUCUUCCGCAACAAGCUUCAAUACUUGGUUCAUUGGAAAGGCUAUGGUGAGGAGGAUAGAUCGUGGGAACCAGUGGACAAUAUUCAUGCUCCUGAUCUUCUUCAGUCUUUCCAUGCACAGUACCCUGCUAAACCAGGAAAUAGGGCAUCCAGAGGCUGCGCCUGUAGAGGUGGAGGUAAUGUGAGGAACUGACUCUGCUGGGUUUCGAACCCUGGUUUACAUGGUGCUAAACCUUUUCCUUACCAGUACACCAGCCUGCCUUUUGCAAAUUUACCUGAGAUCUGAUACUAUUGUUUGUAGAGUCAAGGUUAUCAGUGACAACUCACUUCAGCUGUGUCUGGUCAGGUGUCUGGUCCUUGGCCUAUAAAAGCCACUUCCUGUCUCUGUACCUUUGCCAGAUUAUUGUGGUUCCUGUACUCUCUAAUCCAGCGUGUUCCUGUUUCUCCUUCCUGUUGCUGAAUUUGGACUGUUUUGACUUUGCUGCUUCUCCUUCCCACUGACCUCGGCUUGCCUGACUACGAUUAUCAUCUUUCUGUUCCAGUCUCCCAUCACUGCUUAAGACCAGAAGGCCACUCAAGGCUCAGGGGCUCAACCACCUGGGUAACGAGUGGCUACCUCUGGCAGAAAACAUUGCUGAUCUGGCUACUGGACUCCAAAACUUUGUAACAUCAAUAUCAUUACACCAGACCAGUGGAGCCAGACUUCAGCCAGAGCCCAUCACCAUCCUCAUCUUGUGGUAAGCAGGCAAUCCAGUAUAUUAUUAGUGGCACUAAUGUCUAAUUUACCUCACAUUAAAGGGCCAUUAUGGUCACCAGAUGGACUACAGCUUAAUGUAGUGGUUCUGGUGUCUAUAGCCUGUCCCUGCAGGCUUUUUAAUGUAAACUCACUGCCUUUUCAGAUAAAACACACUGUGUGCAGCACUGCGUUUGCCCAUAUGGCAGAUCAUAUGGGUGGGGCAUUGUGAUGUCACAUGGUGGGCAGAACAUAUGGGGGGGGGAUGGGUGGCAAAUUAUUUUUUGCCUAGGGCGGCAAAAAUCCUAGCAGGUGAUUAUCGCAGUUUAUAAAAACUGCAAUAAUUAGAUGCUCAGGGUUAAGGGUGAUGGGAGUUUGCAACCAGACCACUUCAAUGAGCUGAAGUGGUCUGGGUGCCUACAGUGUCCCUUUAAAAUGAGACAGAAAACUGAAACAUCAAAGGUAGCUGUCAUGACAACUACAACUUACUCUUAAAUGAUAGAGAAUCGGAUUUCAUCUAUACAUUGUUCUAGCAGAUUUGCUCGGAGAUGUCUAGAUUUCUCUAACAUCAGAGGUUAAAAACAGCCCUUCAACGAUCUUCUUACUCAGUCCAGUCUGUGCUGAUCUGCACAGAGAUAAGCAGACCUCCCAAAACCUGAGAAACACUCUGAGAAAUACAUUUUGUUAUUCUUUGAUACACGAAUGGCCUACUGGGAUUUGAAACUGUGAACAUCACAUCUACAGCAUAAUAAACAACGGUAAUAAUGAAGCAUGUACAGUGAGGGGAAAAAAGUAUUUGAUCCCCUGCUGAUUUUGAACUUUUGCCCACUGACAAAGAAAUUAGCAGCCUAUCAUUUUAAUGGUAGGUUUAUUUUAACAAUGAGAGACAGAAUAACAAAAGAAAAUCUUAAAGGGAGUGAUCCUAAUUUCAGCUUGUUACGUAUAUAAAAGACACCUGUCCACAGAUGAAAUCAAUCAAUCAGAUUCCAAACUCUCCACCAUGACCAAGACAAAAGAGCUGUCCAAGGAUGUCAGGGACAAGAUUGUAGAUCCACACAAGGCUGGAAUGGGCUACAAGACCAUUGCCAAGUAGCUUGGUGAGAAGGUGACAACAGUUGGUGGGAUUUUUCACAAAUGGGAGAAAUACAAAAUAACUGUCAGUCUCCCUCUGGUCUGGUGCUCCAUCUCACCUCGUAGAGUUCCAAUGAUCAUAAGAACGGUGAGGAAUAAGACCAGAACUACACAGGAGGAUUUUGUUAAUGAUCUCAAGGCAGCUGUGACCAUAGUCACCAAGAAAAAAAAUUGGUAACACACUAUCCUGUGAAGGAAUUAAAUCCUGCAGGGCCCGCAAAGUCCUCCAGCACAAGAAAACACAUGUACAGGCCCGUCUGAAGUUUGCCAUCAUCUGAAUGAUUCAGAGGAGAACUGGGUGAAAGUUAUGUGGUCAGAUGAGACCAAAAUCAAGCUCACUCGCCGUGUUUGGAGGAGGAGGAAUGCUGCCUAUGACCCCAAGAACACCAUUCCCAUCGUCAAAUAUGGAAGUGGAAACAUUAUGCUUUAGGGGUGUUUUUCUGCUAAGGGCACAGGACAACUGCACUGCAUCAAAUGGACGAAGGACGGGGCCAUGUACCGUCAAAUCUUGAGUGAGAACCUCCUUCCCUCAGCCAGGGCAUUGAACAUGCGUCGUGGAUGGGUGUUCCAGCAUUACAAUGACCCAAAACACACAGCCAAGGCCAUAGGCGUGUGCAGCCUAUUGCAUUAGGGUGUGCACCCUAAAGCACAAGCACACGCCGCAUAUAUAUAUAUAUACAUAUAUAUACACAUACACACACAUACAUACACACACAUAUAUACACACACUGGUGUGUGUGUGUGUGUGUGUGUGUGUGUGUGUGCUGUAUGAGGUUGCUGUUAGUGUGAUGUGUGUGUGACGGUGCUGGUAGUGUGCUAUCUGGGUGAGGGUGUUUGUGUGUGCGUGCUCGUGAGGAUGCUGUUAAUGUACUGUGUGUGAGGGUGCUGUUUGUGUGUGAGGGUACUGGUAGUGUGCUGUGUGUGUGUUUGUUAGGGUCCUGUUUGUGUUUGUGAGGGUACUAUUAGUGUGCUGUGUGUGUGUGAGGGUGCCGUAUGUGUGUGUGGGUGCUGUGUAUGUCUGUGGGUGCUGUGUAGGUCUGUGGGUGCUGUGUAGGUCUGUGGGUGCUGUGUAGGUCUGUGGAAGCUGUAUGUCUGUGGGAGUUGUAUGUGUGUGGGUGCUGUAUGUGUGUGGGUGCUGUAUGUCUGUGUGUGCUGUAUGUCUGUGUGUGCUGUAUGUGUGGGUGCUGUAUGUGUGGGUGCUGUAUGUGUGGGUGCUGUAUGUGUGGGUGCUGUAUGUGGGUGGGUGAUUGUGGGGGUGGGGGUACAUUACUUGCUAUCCCCCCUCCCUUCUUACCUUUUGUAGGGAGGGGGGAUCGUGCUGCUGAUUCCAUCCCUGGUGGUCCAGUGGAGAGUGAACUCUAGCCCCUGUGGGGGUAGAGUUCACUCACGUGAGAUUUGAGCGUUGCCGCGGCAACACUCAUAUCUCGCGAGAGGAACCCGGCGGAGCUGCCGGCAAUAGCUCCGCCAGUCCUCUCCUGCCUCCCUCCCUGCAUGUGGGUCGGUGGGGAGGGAGGCUGAGAGCAGAGCCGGCGCUCAGAUAGCGCCGGUUCUGCAUGAGCUGACAGGGGAGAUCCUGAGAUCUCCCCUGCCGGUCUCAAUAUACAUAGGCGUGCCGCGGGGAUUAGGGUGUGCCCAGGCAACAAAGGAGUUUCUCAGGAAGAACCACAUUAAGGUCCUGAAGUGGCCUAGUCAGUCUCCAUACCUUAAUCCAAUAGAAAAUCUGUGGAGGGAGCUGAAGGUUUGGGUUUCCAAACAUCAGCCUCAAAACCUUAAUGACUUGAAAAGGAUCUGCAAAGAGGAGUGGGAAAAAAUCCCCCCGGAGUAAACCUGGUGGCAAACUACAAGAAACGUCUGACCUCUGUGAUUCCCAACAAGGGUUUUGCCACCAAGUACUAAGAUAAAGGGUUCAAAUACUUAUAUCACUCAUUGACAUGCAAAUCAAUUUAUAACUUUUUUGCCAUGCGUUUUUCUGGAUUUUCUUUUUGUUAUACUGUCUCUCAAUGUGAAAAUACACCUACCAUUAAAAUUAUAGACUGAUCAUUUCUUUGUCAGUGGGCAAACAUUCAAAAUCAGCAGGGGAUCAAAUACUUUUUCCCUCACUGUAAUAUUGGAAAAAUACCAGUUCCACUGCACCUCUGCUCUCAGGGUAAACAAAUGUCUCUAGAACUUUGAGGAGGCAUUAUUUUUCCCUAAUACAUGCUUCAGAGUUAUGUAUAUUUUACAUUACAUUAUUUUAUAAAAUAAGGGGGAUAGGGUUCCAUCAGUAUUAGGGCAGCAAAAUGCACACACUGAUGUAGAUUGAUAGUCACACAGUCAUAGUAACCCAGUAGAAACAAACUCAACUGCCUUAAACUGAAGUGGGCUUUUUUUUGUAAAACACAAUGUGACACACAUGAUUAAGGUGUAAGCCAAACCACUGGUGGUGGCCCCACUAACCUGGCACUGCACUAACAUUAGAGCCCUGUUUUACGCUGUACCAGUUAUAGCAGACACUACAGGACUGAAAAAUGUGAUCUGCCCACUGAAAUAACAGACAUUCAUAUAUGAGAACUAUAUAAAUGCAUAACCAUGUUGGUAGUAUCAGGAUAGCAAAUACGUGCCUGUAGGCAGCUGCACACACAAUUAAUGGCACUUAAAAAAAUCGUCAUGUUAUUGUUCUCCUAGAAAUAUCAUCUUUUAUAUUAUUGUAUAUUACUGUAUAUCGUACUUUCUCUCCCACCUGAGUUGUUAAAUGAUAACAUCAAUACUUAGUCAUCCUCCCUCUUAUUCUUUAUUUACCCUGUUAUUAUGUUUUACAGUAAUAAUGUUGACUGACAUCGUGAUUGAACAGGCUCACUCCCUGCGUAAUAUAAAUAAAAAUACUUCGCAGAACGACAAGGAAGAAAGAUUUGUGGUAUACAAAGUGGUAAUGGUAAACCUGUGUCUUUUGCUUCGGUAA
Messenger RNA from Pelobates cultripes (western spadefoot toad), 8221 nucleotides. The record is from the annotation of a GenBank genome assembly. Lineage: Eukaryota; Metazoa; Chordata; Amphibia; Anura; Pelobatidae.